Messenger RNA from Betta splendens (Siamese fighting fish), 6622 nucleotides. It is a transcript of the gene camsap1b, whose product is annotated as calmodulin regulated spectrin-associated protein 1b. Gene Ontology annotation, biological process: neuron projection development; cytoplasmic microtubule organization; negative regulation of microtubule depolymerization. Gene Ontology annotation, cellular component: microtubule minus-end. Lineage: Eukaryota; Metazoa; Chordata; Actinopteri; Anabantiformes; Osphronemidae. The record is from RefSeq and is a predicted model, not a curated record. Gene Ontology annotation, molecular function: spectrin binding; microtubule minus-end binding; calmodulin binding.
GCAGUCGUUGCCUUUACGCAGCCUGGCAGGGUAAUUUCAUUUCCACGGGCUGAGCGGGAACACGUUGCUGCUCGCCCGAGAUGUGCGCGUUUCUUAUCUAACAUGAAGCGUCCAGCACGGAGGUAGACCUGGAACAAGACGAGCUCCUGCGCGCAGCGUCUCCUCGCCGGUAGCGCUCGUUUGCCUGGAAGUCUGUCCCACAGGCCGCGGGUCGGGGCUUGUUGCUGGGAGGAGACCGUCCCGACUCCCUGCUAGCAUUAGCUGGCUACGAUGCGCCGCUGCGGCGGGGCUCGGCUCGACACGGCAGGCCUCCGCGCAGCGAGCCGGCUGCUGGCUUAGGCGUUCACCGCGACGGCGCUGAGGGGCGACUCGGACGUUCACCGCAGCUUUCGAGAUGGAUGUUGAUUUGUGUGCUGCUGGGGACAGUACCAGGAGAAAAGCUGAACUGACUGGGGUUGCAGAAGGCACAAUGGAUGCCAUACCACUGGAGAUGUACGACUCCGCCAGAGCAAAAAUAGCUGCCAACCUGCAGUGGCUGUUUGCCAAAGCCUAUGGCAUUGACCAUAUUCCUGAGGACCUAAGGGACCCGUUCUACACGGACCAGUAUGACCAGGAACACAUCAAACCACCUGUCAUCCGCCUGCUGCUGUCCUCUGAGCUCUACUGUCGUGUCUGCACCCUCAUCCUCAACACGGAGCAGGCGGCUUCCCUGCAGUCCCACUUGUCUGUCAUCCAGUCUCUGUCCAGGAAGGGAAUAUAUGUUGUGGAGAGUGACGAUACGCCGGUCACAGAAGGGGACCUGGCCUGUGUGCCCAUCAAAAUGAGUGCUCACAUGCCCAUGAUCGAUGCCCUGAUGAUGGCCUACACAGUGGAGAUGAUCAGCAUUGAAAAAGUUGUGGCUUCUGUCAAGCGCUUCUCUACCUUUAGUGCCUCCAAGGAGCUGCCCUUUGACCUGGAGGACGCCAUGGUCUUCUGGAUCAACAAGGUGAACAUGAAGAUGAGGGAGAUCACGGAGCGAGAGCACAAAGUCAAGCACCACCCGCUGGAGUCUCCCAGCCACCAAAAGUCUCCCUCCAAAUGGUAUUGGAAGCUAGUCCCUGUCCGGUAUCGCAGAGAGCACGCGUCGGGCCGACAGCUACCCCUCUUCCCACUGCUGGAAAAUCUGAUGAGGGAUGUUUGUGACGGCUCUGCACUGCUGGCCGUGGUCCACUACUACUGCCCAGACCUCAUGAAGCUCGAGGAUAUUUGCCUAAAGGAUGUCCCCUCCAUUGCUGAUAGCUUGUACAACAUCCAGCUGCUCAGAGAGUUCGCCAACGAGUAUCUGAAUAAAAGCUUCUAUCUGACAACUGAGGACAUGCUCUACUCUCCACUGGUGCUCAAGCAAAACGUGAUGGUGUUCAUCGCUGAACUCUUUUGGUGGUUUGAAACUGUAAAGCCAGAAUUUGUCCAGCCCCGAGGUUUGCAAGAGUUUAAAGAUGCUCGAGCCAUAGCUCAGCCCAAAGGUGCCCGCCCAUCAGUGCCCAUCUCCAAUGCCACCAAACGGAGCUUUUUAGCCAGUCCUGGUGCUGGUGAUAGUCAGAGCAGCCCUGAAGUCUGUAACAGGUACUUCCUGCAUCCUGAAGACUCUGACCCCCUCAAAGGAGGACCGACCUUCAGUCCUUCACAUCCACUUCUACCUUUGAGACAAAGGCAACAGAAGCAGCAAGGAGAGGAUGCAGGUCAGAGAAACCGAUCGAACUCCCUGACUCAGAUGGACGGACACCAUCGAGGCUCUGUUACUGCAUGGCCCGACAAGAGGCACAGACCACUGUCCACUCUGAGCCCCUUCUUGUUGCAUUCAGCCAUAGACAGUGAUGCAGACGUGGCUUCUGGUGACAGUGUGAGCUUGGCUCGCUCCAUAAGUAAGGACAGCUUGGCAUCCAACGUCACCAACCUCACACCCAAACACCAGGGUUCUGUCCUCCAGCCGCCACAGGCCGCCCUGCGCAGGGUCAACGGCCAUAGCCUACUGGGCAAUGUCAACAUAGAGGAUGAGGAAGAAACUCUGCUGGCAGUUACCAGGGCGGAGGGUCCUGCCAUCCCCAGGCAGGAUGAAGGGACACAAGUCGCUGCCCCUGUAGGGGUCAAGCCCUCGACUGAGUCCAAACCUGCGUCAGAUAGCUUUUACUUAGAACCACUGAUGCCUGCCGUGCUCAAGACGGCUAAAGAAAAGUCUGUAUGCCUAAACAAGGAGGAGGAGAGUGGUGAGGGGCCCCGGUCCUCUGGAAGGGGCUCAUUACGCAAGGGAGAUGGCUCUUCAUCAGCUGUUCGACGGAAAGCUCCCUACAACCUCAACCAAACCUUUACUUCUCGUGGCGAUGAGACAGACUUUUCAGAGGAGCCUCCACAGGAUGAGGCAGGUUUCAGGCCUCUUGUCACCAGCAGCGUAGACCCCCCCAAAGAACCAUCGGGGGGUUUCUACCUGCACUCAGACUCUGAGGAGCCAACCCCUGGCCAGGCUUUGGAUGCUGAUUUGGAAGACCUUAACGAGGAAGAAGAGGAUUUAGAUGAAGCCGUUACCACUAAAGACCCCAGCUGGUCCAGGAAAAUGUACAGUGAAGGAGGUGAAGAAGAAGAAUCGGCCAAACUCCAGGAAGACAUGAAUGUGAAAGAGCACGAAGACAAAGACCUGAAUGGAGGAAGUGGGCGCUCCAGCCCAUGUCUCAGCGGACACUCCCAGGCCAGCAGCUUGGCCAGCGGCAGCAUACGCAUGACCUCCUUCGCAGAGCGCAAAGCACAGCAGCAGCGCUUUGGCAGCAACCACGACCUUCGCACCAGUGCCUCCAGUUCCCAAAGGACCACUCCAGAUGGUUCAGAAAGCAGCGGGCCCCUGGGUUCCUCCUGGAGGCUCAAGAGAGACCAGAGCCCCUCCUCGCCUUUGGGAGCAUGCACAUGUACGGGCGACGGCAGUGGUGCUCCCAAUGUUCUGGCCUCUGAAAUUGUGCAGCUCCGUAUGCAGCUGGAGGAGAAGCGCCGAGCUAUCGAGCACCAGAAGAAAAAGAUGGAAGUGCUGUCAGCGAGGCAGAGGCAGAAGCUGGGGAAGGCAGCCUUCCUCCACAUCGUGAAGAAAGGAGGAGGCAGAAGUGACACAUUACCAAACCCACUCAAAGCUGACAUCUCUAAGGAGGAGCUCAAUGGGGACAAAGCACCAUCAAGUAAGGAUGAUUUGUGUGUUGAUGCGUUGAGAGGGGGCAAAGAGGUGGAGGGACCCCCCCCACAGGGUGCCUUAGAGGGAGACAAUAGAGGGAAUAACGGAAGCUUCUACCUAGAAGAGGAGUUGGACCUGAAUGAGUGCAGCCGCUCCAUUGAACUGCUGAAUGACGCCAUCGGCAGCAUCCAGCAACAGAUGAUGCAGCUGUCGCUGCAGCAAGAGAUGCUGAUGAAACAGAAUGUAAAGUCCCCUUCUGGUGCAGCUCCACCUGCCACCAGCACAAAAAAUGUGGACCCAAAGGCCGGGACGAGCUUCCACUACAUGGAGCACCUUUCUGGCACCGGCAGCGCGCCCUCCAGGAAACCCCCCAAGCUGAGCUCGGGCCGGACGUCCAGGUCGAAACCGUCAGAGCUCAAGGUGGCAAAGGCCUCCAGGACCCCCACCCCCACCCCCACCCAGAGCGGGUCUGACACACUAGCACACCCAAGGCAGUCAGCUGGGGGCAGGUCCCCCAGAACAGAGCAGCACGACAGCCCCAGAAACCCCUCAGCAGGAGAGACAAUCGACAGGCCCGGUUCUGGCCACGCGCGCAGCGCCACCUACAGGCUGCACGACGAGGCCAACAUGCGCCUCCCGACUCGAGUGGACCUGUCGGCAGUGGCAGCAGAAGUGUCCUUUGACCAGUGCCUGUCCAGCACCCUGAGAGAGUCGGAGCUCAAUUCUUCAGACGGUUCAGGGAAAGAGAACGCGCCGUCGGAGGAGGUGCAGCGGAGCAAGACCCAUCUGAUCGAGGUUGAUCUGUCAGAGCUAAAAGCUCCGGAGGAAGAAGGCAGCGCUGAAGAGGGAGCAACAGAGGGAGGCGAUGGAGAGCAGAAAUCAGUCAUGGGCUUCUUCUUCAAGGACGAGCAGAAGGCUGAAGAUGAGCUCGCUAAAAAGAGAGCAGCGUUUUUGCUGAAGCAGCAGAAAAAAGCAGAGGAGGCUCGACUUCGCAAACAGCAACUAGAAGCAGAAUCUGAGCUCAAACGAGACGAAGUCAGGAGGAAGGCUGAGGAGGACCGACCGAAAGAGGAGGAGAAGACUCGGCGCGAGCUGAUAAAGCAGGAGUACCUGCGGCGGAAGCAGCAGGAGAUGUUCGAGGAGCAAGGUCUUGUGAAGCCCAAAACCCCCAAACCGAAGCAGAAACACAGGCCCAAGACCGUCCUCAGAGAGGAAUCCUCCAGCGACAAUUUCUCCAAGUGCUCUUCAACACCCGACAACCUGAGCAACGCCCAGUCAGGAUCCAGCCUGUCUCUGGCCUCCGCUGCCACCAACGAGGCCGACAGCGUCAACUCUGGAGGCGCCGGCUCCCAGCGCUGCGACUCUGUGGAGUCGUUUCCAGGCAGUCGCACCAGUCGAGCCGCCGAAAGAGACUGGGACAACGGCUCCACCGCCUCGUCCAUCACGUCCAUGGCUGAGUACACGGGUCCUAAACUCUUCAAGGAGCCGAGCGCCAAGUCCAACAAGCCAAUCAUCCACAAUGCAAUCUCUCACUGCUGCCUGGCUGGAAAAGUCAACGAGCCCCAGAAGAACCAGAUCCUGGAGGAGUUGGACAAGUGCGAGUCCAACCACCUGAUGAUCCUGUUCCGCGACGGCGGCUGCCAGUUCCGGGCGCUCUACUCGUACUUCCCCGACACCGAGGAGAUACAGAAGCUGACGGGCACCGGACCCAAGAGCAUCAGCAAGAAGAUGAUCGACAAGCUGUACAAGUACAGCUCGGACCGCAAGCAGUUCACCGUCAUCCCUGCCAAGACGGUGUCGGUCAGCGUGGACGCGCUGACCAUCCACAACCACCUGUGGCAGGCCAAGAGGGGGGCGGCGCCGAAGAAGAGCGGCAAGUAGCCGGCGCGUCGCAGCUGCUUGUUUCCUGAAUAGACUGCAUUGAUGCACAGCCGAGCCCGGUCUGCACGCCUGCUCAGGUGGGUCCACGUGGACCCGGGCUGGGCCGUGCGCGUGCGUGUGCGCGGCCCAGCUGAAUUUGCAUCCUCUGCCUGUGAUCUCGGUGCCAUCUGUUCAGGCCGCGGCGUUUUUCUACAACCACGACUCACGCAUGUGGCAUUUCUCUCCAUCUCGUGGUGGAUGUUCGUUUUCACAUGAAGUAUGUUUUAGUUCGGCGCUGCAGCUGCAGCAUUAGACCCCUCCUCCUCUGGGGAGAGGCCUCGCCUUAGGAUCUGGGGACUUUAAGGUGAGGACGCUGGGAGAUUUGUCCUAGGCUCCUGAAUCCAAACCCGUCCCAUCGGACGGUCUGGUCCACGGGGACUGAGUCUGUCAAACGAGGCUGGUUUCACCGGCCUCACCAUGGAUGUGCUGCUCUGAACCCUCGUCUUCAGUCAGGAGGGGCCGGGGCCGCCUCCCUCUGACGCCGUUGGCCUUUUCAUGCAUCGUGGUACUAUCGUCUAUUUAUUCAACCGCUUUUUAAAGUAGAAGCUGAUCGUGUAGCACUGGAUAUGUGUAUAGCAAAAGAAACGUCAUUUUAAACACUUUUAUUUUGUGGUAACACCCCCUGUUUUUGAGGGUGUGGGAAGAGGCCGAAUCGUAGGCCUGGUACAGAAAUGAUGCUUUGGGUUUCGCUGUAGCUGUUUUUGAAUCACGGCCACCUGCGCUAGAGUUCGAGCUGAUGUUAUGUGUUUUCAUCAUAACGGGAAUUCUCUGAUGUUUAGAGCUUAGUUGUGUUUCUCUCCACUGGGCACUUGAAUUGUCCUGUAUAAAGGUGCACUCAUGAACACUGGUCCACGGCUUCUUCCAUGCAUUGUAACUGCUCCCCCUCCCUCCCCCAGCGGGACGCCGCUCCCGUCCUCCACCAGGCGCGCGGCGCGGCCACGCUCGUGCCGCUGCGCUGACAGUAUUUGAUAUAUUCACAGCAGGGGUUCUGUGUGGGGGCGGGUCGGUUCUGUACCAACAUUAAAGAACAUUCCUCCAAGGUGUUGACUAACACUGCCACAUCGUCUCUCUCGUCUUUAACAACAAGUGCUACUUUAGAAACCAUUCGUUGGCCUCGGAAACAACCACAAGUGUUGCACGAGCACUUUACUUUGUUUGUUGGGAGACUUGAACCUUGUGAAGAAGUAAUUAACAAAACUGCUGAUGUGCAAACACUAAGAUUUAGUGGUGACGGGCUCCACUGGUGUGAAACUACUGCUGUCCCCAAAAACACCAGACUCUCUCUGUCUGGCGUCUUCGGGGUCUGGGUGGACGAGGCGCUAGAUCGUUACGCGUGUGAGUGUAUUUCUAUGGCAACUAAAAGAUUGUACUGGCAUUUGGUCACCAUUUUUGUUACACUAUGUACUUUUCAUCUUGGUUGAUUUUAUCUUUGGUCCCAUGCCAUCUAUUUAUUUUAAAAUGGAAGCACUGACAAACAAUAAAUUUUCAAGUGAAUAAAAGUCACAUUUUUCAUUC